This is a messenger RNA of Fusarium mangiferae, 708 nucleotides long. Its product is annotated as putative RAS-2 protein. The transcript has 2 exons. Gene Ontology annotation, biological process: signal transduction. Gene Ontology annotation, molecular function: GTPase activity; GDP binding; GTP binding. Gene Ontology annotation, cellular component: plasma membrane. NCBI's taxonomy places the organism in Eukaryota, Fungi, Ascomycota, Sordariomycetes, Hypocreales, Nectriaceae. Bases 1 to 708 code for a protein of 235 amino acids. The record is from RefSeq and is a predicted model, not a curated record.
AUGGCUGGCCGAAUGGUGCUAUACAAGUUGGUGGUUCUGGGAGAUGGCGGUGUUGGAAAAACAGCUCUUACCAUUCAGCUAUGUUUGCAGCACUUUGUUGAGACUUACGACCCCACGAUUGAGGAUUCAUACCGAAAGCAGGUUGUCAUCGAUGGCCAACCUUGCAUGCUCGAAGUACUCGAUACCGCUGGGCAAGAGGAAUAUACAGCACUACGAGAUCAAUGGAUUCGUGAUGGCGAAGGCUUUGUUCUUGUUUACAGCAUCUCGUCACGAUCCUCCUUCACUCGGAUCAAACGAUUCCACCAUCAGAUCCAACGAGUCAAAGAAUCGUGCGCUUCGUCGCCGUCUUAUCCCGGUUCUCCUAUCUCCGCUGCAAACCCGCAGCUGCCCGUGCCCAUUAUGCUUGUCGGUAACAAGAGCGACCGAGUCACCGAGAGAGAGGUCUCAACGCAAGAAGGUCAUGCUCUCGCCCGUGAGCUCGGCUGCGAGUUUGUAGAAGCUUCGGCCAAAAAUUGCAUCAACGUCGAAAAGGCGUUUUACGACGUUGUUAGGAUCUUACGUCGUCAACGACAACAAGCCUCACGCCCCUCGGAAAGAUCGAGCGGUCGGACGCGAACAGGCAACGGAGAUGCGAGGGGGGGCGAUCGAGACGAAAGACACAGAAAUAGGAACAAGGACCGAAGCAAGUCCAAGUGCGUGGUAUUAUGA